AUGUUAACGGGGAAGCUCCCGUUUAAUGUUCCUACACCCAUGGAGCUGUUCACUGCGGUACGAGAGAAGGAUCCGAAUAUUCCGGAAGAUUGGGGAAGCCCUUUGAAGGAUCUGGUGAGGCGAAUGCUAGAUAAAGAUCCUAAGAAGCGGAUCGCUAUGGCAGACAUCAGAGAACAUUCUUGGGUGACGGAGCACGGUCAAGAACCGAUGAUCGAAACAGAUACCAACUUGUUCGAUAUCGGGAAACAUGUGGAGGAACCUACUCAAGAGGAACUCAAGAAUGCUAUUGGAUCAUUACGUGGUAUUUUUACGGUUAUACGAGCUGUACAAAAAAUGCGUCGUUUGCAACUACAUCGAAGACCUCAAUCUGGUCAAGGACCACCAUCACCUGGCUCGACCAAUGUCUCUCUCGCAUCUGGAUCGAUGGACUCGUAUGUGUCUGCAGAACCGGGAACAAGCGCGACUUCCGUCUCGGACGAAAAUGAAGAAGCCAGGUAUAGAGACAUAGCUGGUGAGACCGUCAUGAGUCCGAGGUCAAUGAGCAGAGCAUCAUUGGCUAGUACCGAAAGGCAGACUUCGAACAAACUGGAGAAGCUCACUCGCCUUGACACCAACACUUAUAAGAAGACCGAAAGUGGAGACGAAGGAGAAGAGGCGGAUGAAAAGGAUAAUGCAGGCAGAAAAGGGAAACACAAAGGGAAAGGUGAAGGUGGAGAGCAUGACGAUAAUGAUCGGGAGAAGGAGGAUGGUGCGGAUGGAGAUGAUGGAGAAGAUGAGGAUGAACAAGUGGUAAUGGUCGAGUCACCUAUCUCAUCAGAUGAUGAUGAAGUACGUAAAACACCUGUCCGAGGUGAAUAUUAA
Messenger RNA from Kwoniella mangroviensis CBS 8507, 861 nucleotides. RefSeq lists its product as uncharacterized. Gene Ontology annotation, molecular function: protein serine/threonine kinase activity; ATP binding. Gene Ontology annotation, cellular component: cytoplasm. Lineage: Eukaryota; Fungi; Basidiomycota; Tremellomycetes; Tremellales; Cryptococcaceae. The coding region runs from base 1 to 861 and encodes 286 amino acids. The transcript has 5 exons. Gene Ontology annotation, biological process: intracellular signal transduction; protein phosphorylation. The record is from RefSeq and is a predicted model, not a curated record.